This is a messenger RNA of Sarcophilus harrisii (Tasmanian devil), 3420 nucleotides long. RefSeq names its product UBX domain protein 10 (gene UBXN10). The record is from RefSeq and is a predicted model, not a curated record. The coding region runs from base 209 to 1060 and encodes 283 amino acids. The transcript has 2 exons. NCBI's taxonomy places the organism in Eukaryota, Metazoa, Chordata, Mammalia, Dasyuromorphia, Dasyuridae. Gene Ontology annotation, cellular component: endoplasmic reticulum. Gene Ontology annotation, molecular function: ubiquitin binding.
UAGCACGACGCCGCCCUUUCUCAAUGGUCGCGGAAGUUUUGAAGGGGGAAGCGGAGAGGAGGGCCGGGGGAACCUAGCUGGUUCCGGUCCAAACCGGAAGCACGUGACCCGCGCGGUGGUUGCCGUGGGAACGGGCGCUGUUUACACGCAGCUCUGCGUUGUGGCCGGAGACGGCGGAUGGAGCUGGGGCGAGGUGCCUGGAGAAGCAAUGGCCACGGAAGCGUCUCUGAACAUAGCCCCGUCUGAAUGCAGCCCUCCUCUGGACCCAGAAGCAGCUUUCUUUUGGCGGCGAAACCCUGUCAAGAUGCACGUCACGAGGCCCAAGUCUGCCAAGGGACGCACACGAACAAACCUGAACUACUCCCAUAGUUCGGAGUCCUCCUCUUACCGCAAGCCUCCUUCUCCAGCGCCCGUCGUUCCCUGCGAGGUGCCCAGCAGCCAGAAGUCAGUGGGCUCCACUCCCAAACCUCCCAGCCAGGGAACUCCCGAUGAGAUCCCCGAGCUGCUCCAGCAGGUCCCCGUAGGGUCCUCUUCCUCUCUCAACAAGUACCGGGUGCUCCCUUCCAUUAACAAAAAGAACUUGGAAGAGGUGGCUGUGGAGACGGUGGCCAAGCAGGCCGGCACUCUCAAACUGGGCAGCUUGCAGGAGCUCAAGGCCCUUUGCCGGGAGGAGGUCCGCAGCGGGAAGUCGAGGGAGGGGUGUCUGCGCUCUGCCGCCCCUCCCCUGGAGAGCAAGCCCUGCAGCAGAACCAAAGAACGCAGCUUAUCGAGGGCCGGGAACCUGGACGAGCCGUCCGACGGGGAGCCCCGGCUGCUGCUGGCCGUCCGGUCUCCUUCGGGACAGAGGUUCGUCCGACAUUUCAGGCCGACUGACAACCUGCAGACGGUGGUGGCGGUGGCCGAGCAGAAGAACCUGACGACGUAUCACCAUUGUAGCAUCGAAACCAUGGAGGUUCCCCGGAGGAGCUUCUCUGACCUCAGUAAGUCCUUGGAAGAGUGCAGGAUCCCUCACAAGUCCGUGCUGGGCAUCCUCCAGGAAGAGCGAGAGGGCCAGCCCUGAGGGCCCCACGGCUUGCCGGCCUCCUGCUCCUCCGAGCACUGUGGACUUGUCAGCCAUGGAGGUCCCAGGAAGUAAACGGGCCUGGAGUGGCCUGGAGUUCUCAGCACUUCUGUCUCCAGAGAGCCUCCUUUUGAAGUAGUAAGAUGUGUAUAUAAGUUGAGUGUGUUGAAAGACAUCUUUCCAAUCCUUUCCAAGCCUUCCCUCCAUCUCAGAGGUGAGCGGGCAAGUUAACAAAGCUGCUCCGGGUCUUGUUCUCCUGGGAUCCCUGGCCCCCCUCCAGGGGCAGGCCUCUUGGGAGCACUGCUCUGUCUUUGCAGUGGAUUGUACCAAUUCAAAGCCUGCCUUACCUGUCUGGAGAUGGCUGUGGGAAUUCUUCCUCUCCCGGGGAGGGGGGCACUAUCCAGGGGAAUCCUACUUGUUAUGCUAGGGGGUCAGAGAGAGGACUCGCUCUUUUCUUUGAGCCUAGCAUCCCAAGUAUUCACACACUUCUAAGCGUGGCUCCUGAGACACAAAGCAAGCUGCUUUUCAGUUGAGAAUUCCCAGAUGUGAACCCCUUCUUGGGCAGCCACUCUUUGGAGGUAGGGCUCCUUUUAAAAGCUAGUGGGUUCACUUGCUGGGAUGCCUCCUUUUUAUUCCCAUUGCUUUCCCCCCCAUUACCUGCCUUCAAAGGAAUGGGUUGGAACCGGCUCCCUUUCUAGCUCCCCUGUAACCUCUAACCCACUCACAGUGUCCAUGGUCCCACCUGCUCAGUAUUUCCACUUAAGCAGGAUGCCUCUUGGAACUGCUCUGUUCAGUUCUCUCCUUCCCCCGAGAGAGGGGAGGUUAAGCCAUGGUGCAUGUGCUAAAAACUGGUCUCUAGACUUCUGGGUGGGCAGAAGAUGUUCACUCCCUCAACUCAGGAGCAGGAUUUGAGACUGGAGGAGGGUCUUGUUUUCAUAACUACCCAAACAAAAUGAUGAAUACAGACAGUUUGCCAAAGCCCUUUUGUAUUAUUAUAACUUCCCUUCAAACCCACCAGUUCUUUGGACCCUGUUCAUGGCCAAACCUCUGUGGGGAGGGAGCAUUGGGCCCCAGCUGCCAUGUUCCCACACAGAGAGCCGCUCUGAAACAAGGAAAGGGGGAGGUUCUCCCUACUUCUUCUCCCUUCCCAGUUAGCCUCAGUGCUCACCGGCGGGUGACUGUUGAAGAGGCGGGGGCCCAGCCACAAGACAGCCUAGGAGCCCUCCGACGCAGCCAGGUCGGCGCGCGCUGCACCUUGCACCAGAGAAGGGAUGGAGCCCGGCAGAGUGACAGAGGCUUACGCUUAGAGCUCUUGGAUGCAGAAGAUAACUUUUCUUCUCCUUAGCCACACUCCAAGUAAAGCCCGGACUUGUCUUCAGAAGGCUGGACCACGGGGCGGCAUUCCAUACCAGAACAAGCCACUUCGAGAGCUUUGCAGGGCUGUUCUUAGCCUGGCCUGGCCCAGCGAGCCGCUCUGUCAGAGGGAAAUGUGGGCUUGAGCCUACUGGACCCUGGCCAGGCCGGAACGCUUGGGCUUCCUCUUCUUCUACCUUGCCGGGGAGGCCGGGCCAAGUAAUGCCGGCAGCCCCUGGCUCUGGCUUCCAGAGACCAGUCCUCGCUUGGCCCCCCAAGGAUCAGACACUUUCUUCUGCUGGGCGACAGCAUCCCACCUACUCAGUGGUAAGAAAGUCCCGCGAGAAAGCUCCGGCCAAGUGGAGGGACAGCGCCGACUCUGGCAGCGUUCUCCUGGACAGAAGGCGGGCAGCCCUUCCCCAGGCGUGCUGGAGAUGUGUUGUGGAGUCAUGGUGGAACCAUUCAAUAAACUUUUUAAAAAUUUUAAACAUAAGGUGAUGUUUCCUGCGCGAACUGGCGGGCAUGGAGAAGGCCAUGUUGUGCGUUAGCCUGCUGGGCAUCCAGAGCUCCGAGUUGGGCUUGGCUCUAGCUGAGUCCCCCAGCUGUCUACAGCCCCUUGUUUUGGAUCUGCUGGAAGCCAGUCUGUUAAUGGGAUCCCCCCCACACACAGAUGCACACACAUGCUCUGGACUAGGACUUGCUUUUCCAAGCAGAUGGGAAAGUGCUUUUUGGGAUUAAGUUUCUGCUGAUUCUCCCCCAUCAUUCUGAGUACUGGCACUGACUGAAGUCGGAGGACUGGUUUGAAACUGCUUCCUUCUGCUUACAGCCGUGUGACCCUGGUCCUUCUCCCUGAAAUGAGGAGGGCUGGGUUAGUCAAUCUCUAAGGUCCCCAGUGUGGGCCGGGGCAGAGCUAGCAGCUAGGGUUUUACUGCUGAAGGCGACUGAUGAUCCCCUUGCUGGUCACUGAUUGCAUAACGUUCCCAGGGCUCGGUGAUAACAAGGUCAGG